Paramormyrops kingsleyae is the source of this 2078-nucleotide messenger RNA. Its product is annotated as kynurenine--oxoglutarate transaminase 1. Gene Ontology annotation, cellular component: mitochondrion; cytoplasm. Gene Ontology annotation, biological process: biosynthetic process. The record is from RefSeq and is a predicted model, not a curated record. Gene Ontology annotation, molecular function: L-kynurenine:2-oxoglutarate transaminase activity; pyridoxal phosphate binding. Lineage: Eukaryota; Metazoa; Chordata; Actinopteri; Osteoglossiformes; Mormyridae.
AUAGCUAUAAUAAUAACGCAUAGUGGUCCUAAUCGGUAUAGCUAUAAUAAUAACGCAUAGCAAUCCUACAGGGCGCACCGCCCAUCGCCCCGCCUGCACAGGAAAUUACAGCUAGAGCGACCAAAGUUCACGGGGAGGGACUUAGGGCCGAAGUCACCGACUCACAGUCCCAGUGUCUUUAUGAAAAUGACACGGCAGUCUACCCUUAGUAUGUAGAGCGCUGGGGAUACUGCGGCGUAUAUCUUCAGUGUAAACCAAGAGAAACGUGAAGAAUCCGCACUGUUAUGCUCAGAGCAGUUACUGCAAUUGUGGUCGGCGUGUGUCAGAACAAAACUGUCACUAAAAUUCACCCUGUCAAGAUAAUGAUGUCACGACAGCUGUACGCGCGCAGAAUUGAAGGAGUGGACAAAAAUAUUUGGGUGGAGUUCACUCAGCUGGCAGCGGAUUAUAAGGCCGUGAACCUCGGCCAGGGUUUUCCAGAUUUCCCUCCACCUGACUUUGUUCGGGAGGCUUUCCGUCAGGCUGUGAGCGGAGAAUACAGGCUUCAUCAGUACACACGUGCUUUUGGCCAUCCGCCUCUCGUGAAGAUGCUAGCCAAGUUCUUCGGAAGGAUUAUGGGCCGGGAGGUCGACCCGAUGGAGGAUGUCCUGGUCACCGUGGGUGCGUACGAGGCCCUCUUCUGCGCCUUCCAGGCCCUGGUGGACGACGGUGAUGAGGUGAUCAUCAUCGAACCAUUUUUCGACUGUUACCAGCCGAUGGUUAAAAUGGCAGGAGGAAAACCUGUUUAUGUCCCCUUAAGGCCCACAAAGGACAGAUCUGUAUCCAGUGCAGAUUGGGUUUUGUCUCCUGACGAACUGGCCAGUAAAUUUACACAGCGCACGAAAGCCAUCGUUCUGAACACGCCGAACAACCCGCUGGGAAAGGUGUACAAACAGGAAGAGCUGCAGCUUAUUGCAGACCUGUGUGUGAAGCAUGAUGUGGUGUGCAUCAGCGACGAGGUGUACGAGUGGCUGACCUAUGAGGGAGCCAAGCACAUUAAAAUAGCUAGUCUGCCUGGAAUGUGGGAGCGAACGAUAACCAUUGGGAGUGCGGGGAAGACCUUCAGUGCCACGGGAUGGAAGGUGGGCUGGGCCAUUGGGUUUGGACCCCUCCUGACGCAUCUGAAAACAGUCCAUCAGAACUCUGUGUACCACUGUGCCACUGCUGCGCAGGAGGCGGUGGCCCAUGGAUUUCAGAGGGAGUUUGAUCAUUUUGGGAGCCCAGAAAGUUACUUCCUCCAGCUGCCUGAAAGGCUUCAGCUGAAGCGCCAGAAGCUGGCUGCGUGCCUUUCGAACGUUGGUCUUCAGCCUGUCAUUCCGGAGGGAGGCUACUUCAUGAUCGCAGAUAUUUCGGCCAUGAAGGUAGAUCUGCCAGAUUCCAAAGCCCAAGAUGAGCCGUAUGAUAACAGGUUUGUGAAGUGGCUCAUCAAGAAUAAGGGCUUAGCCACCAUACCAGUGUCUGCUUUUUACAGUCCGGAACACUGCAAGGAUUUUGAAAAUUACAUCAGGUUCUGUUUUGUCAAGGAGGACUCAACCCUAAACGCAGCAGAAGAGAUUCUUAGGAAAUGGAGUAAAAGCAGACUGCAGAUGAAGUAGCCAGCCGUCACUCACACUCCUGUGUUACCCAGCAUUAAAGGGACAAUGUUACUCAGUGUCUACACACUCCUGAGAAUGAAGACUUGUCAGUGUUGUCAGGUUACACUGCAAAAACUGGGCAACGACUAUUUUGCCAACAUAUUUUAUAUUUUAUGAUAUGAGAUUUUAACUUAUACAAGAAAUAUUGCACUAUAAUUGUGAAACUACUAACCCAAUCUCAGCUGUAGAAUUAGUAGAAUCUGAUGAGAAUGCAUACAGGCAAGGCUUUUUGAAAGGCUUGUUCUUAAUUGUAACAUGUACAUGAUUGAGUAAAAACCUAUUGUCAGGUCAAUCUAGUUUUAAAUUAUUAUUUGCUACUUCUUAAUGGGGUGGGAAAGUUUGACAUUUUCCUUGUCAUUUCUAAAGGUUAAUAAUAAGAUUCAUUAAAAAGUGUUAAAGUUAAAA